AUGUGUGCCAGACUCUCUCCUGUAACUCUAUGCUGUGUGACUGAGACUCUGGCUGUUUGGCUGUGUUGUGGAGCUCAUACAGAGGCUUCUGUGCUCAACCUGAAGCGUUUCAUCGGCUGUGCAGUCAGAGAAUUGACCUUUCUGGCCCGUAAGCCAGGAUGCAGUGGGCUGCACAUCACCACUGAUGCCUGCUGGGGGCGCUGUGAGACCUGGGCAAAACCAGUCCUGGACCCACCCUUCAUCGAGUCGCACCAGCGUGUGUGCACUUAUAAUGAAACUCGAUUAGAAACGGUGCAGCUGCCGAACUGCUCAGCAGACGUGGACCCGUCCUACACAUAUCCAGUGGCCCUCCGGUGUGACUGUGGGGUUUGUCUCACCAGCACCAUGGAAUGCGUCACUUCGGUCUGA
Carassius gibelio (silver crucian carp) is the source of this 408-nucleotide messenger RNA. RefSeq names its product glycoprotein hormone beta-5-like. NCBI's taxonomy places the organism in Eukaryota, Metazoa, Chordata, Actinopteri, Cypriniformes, Cyprinidae. The record is from RefSeq and is a predicted model, not a curated record. Bases 1 to 408 code for a protein of 135 amino acids. Gene Ontology annotation, biological process: G protein-coupled receptor signaling pathway; regulation of thyroid hormone receptor signaling pathway. Gene Ontology annotation, cellular component: cytoplasm; extracellular region. The transcript has 2 exons. Gene Ontology annotation, molecular function: hormone activity.